Molecule: messenger RNA, 921 nt
Organism: Lathyrus oleraceus (garden pea)
Lineage: Eukaryota; Viridiplantae; Streptophyta; Magnoliopsida; Fabales; Fabaceae
Exons: 4
Coding region: 1-921 (306 amino acids)
Source: RefSeq, a predicted model, not a curated record
AUGUCCCCUAAUACUGCUCAGGACAUUGAGGAAGAAAGGUCUGAGGAAGAAGAUGACACGUUGGUCAAUCUUGUGAAAAUAAGUGUAGCAAAAAGACUGAGAAAAAGGAAGAGUAUUGCUAAGAUAAGAACAGAUAGGAAAGAGAAAAGGGUUACUGACAUCUCCUUUGACAAAAGAAAGGCUGUAAAGAAGUCUUCCAACAGAAUUGCUGCUGAGCACCUAGACAAAUGGAGGUUUGUCACUCAGAGAAGGGUUGCAGUUGAAAGAGAAUUGGGGAAAGAAGCUGUUGAAGUGAAGGAAGUAAUGGAGUUAAUCAAGGCAGCCGGUCUUAUGAAAACUCAAAUUGGACAUGCCUCCACCAAUGCUGUAAAGUUGCCCAUUGCAUUCCCUUCCAUCAUCUGUGGCAUCAUCCUGAGUCAACAACCAGGAAUCCUAAGUGCUAGUGAUAUUCCAAGCAGGAGGAAGACCCCUCUAUCAAUUCACUAUAAGCUUUUUGAGGGUAGUCAUGUCAAUGAUGUUGUCAUGACAUCUGCAACAAGGGAACCUGCAUCUCAAGGGAACCUAAUUGACCAACUAAGAGAAACCUGCAGGGAAUUGGAGAAUGGUAUAAAUGUGGCCAAAGCAAGAAAAGAAGCUUUGGAAGCUCUUAUUUAUAGCCUGGAAAAGGAGGAGAUAGAAAAAGCUGGUAAGGACUCAGAGGCAAAAGCACAGUCUUGUACCAACUCUGAAAGCUCUGAUGGCUCUGAAGAUGAAGAAGAAGGCGAAGAUGAUACUUCUUCCUCUUGUUUGUUAAAGAAUGAAGACGGUGAAACUGGUGGGUCUGAUGUUCUGGGAGAUGUUCUGCUGCUGCUGCAAUAUGGAGUUAUUAGUUUUCUUUUGUGUGGCAGUCCUUUUGAUGCAUGUUAUAUAUUAGUGUCGUAA